AUGCGUAUCGCUAUACUUGGCAUAAACAAGUUAGGAUUCAUAGAUGGAAAAUGCAGGAAGGAAAACUUUGGCCCUAAUCUGACUGAUUUGUGGGAGCGCAGUAAUGCGAUAGUUCUUUCAUGGAUAAUGAAUUCUGUUCCGAAAGAAUUGUUGAGUGGAAUUGUGUAUUCCUUUGAUGCUUUUGCAGGAACUAGUAGUAUCUCUAAGUAUUUCACUAGAUUACGGUUGCAUUGGGCAGAGUUUGAUAGCUUGGCUCCAUUUCCUGAUUGCAACUAUGUAGGAUCUCGAGGAUUCAUGGAGUUAAUGAACAUACAGAAGUUGUUGCAAUUUUUGAUGGGACUCAAUGAGUCUUGUGGCCAUAUUCUGAUGCUUAUUCUGAUUCCCUCUGUGAAUCGGGCAUACUCCAUGAUGAUCGAGAGAGAGAGCCAAAGGAACAUUACAAAUAUUGCUAGUCCAGCCAUGAACAUGGAGAUAGCAACUUUUUCUUCUGGGAGGGGCACACACAACAACAAACCCAAGAAGAAUUGA
Messenger RNA from Solanum tuberosum (potato), 528 nucleotides. RefSeq lists its product as uncharacterized. NCBI's taxonomy places the organism in Eukaryota, Viridiplantae, Streptophyta, Magnoliopsida, Solanales, Solanaceae. Bases 1 to 528 code for a protein of 175 amino acids. The transcript is spliced from 2 exons. The record is from RefSeq and is a predicted model, not a curated record.